Staurois parvus is the source of this 381-nucleotide messenger RNA. NCBI's taxonomy places the organism in Eukaryota, Metazoa, Chordata, Amphibia, Anura, Ranidae. The record is from the annotation of a GenBank genome assembly.
GGGUCACCAGGUACAACAGCGGGCACCGGGUCAUCAGACAUUGGAUCGUCUUGCUCGACCGCGGGCACCAGGUCAUCUGGCUCAACAGUGGGCAUCGGGUCACCAGGCACGACAACGGGCAUCGGGUCACCAGGCAUCAGGUCAUCUGGCUCGACAGCGGGCACCGAGUCAUCUGGCAAGGCAGUGGGCACCGAGUCACCAGGCAUGACAGCUGGCUCUGAGUCAACUGGCACGACAGCGGGCAUCGGGUCACCAGGCAUUGGAUCGUCUGGCUCGACAGCGGGCAUCGAGUCAUCAGGCACGACAGCGGGCAUCGGGUCACCAGGCAUGACAGCGGGCACUGGGUCAUCAGACAUUGGAUCGUCUGGCAAGACUGCUGGC